CGGCGGAGGGAGGAGGAGGCGCUGCUGGCCGCUGCAGUUGCCUCCGCUGCUGGGCGCCUGGGCAGCUCCCCCGGUUCCCGCGGCCGCCAUGGACGAGCAAGCGGGUCCCGGCGUCUUCUUCAGCAACAACCACCCGGGCGCCGGCGGUGCCAAGGGUCUCGGGCCUCUGGCGGAGGCUGCCGCGGCCGGCGACGGGGCGGCUGCGGCGGGGGCGGCCCGAGUCCAGUACAGUCUCCCGGGGAUCCUGCACUUCCUGCAGCACGAGUGGGCCCGCUUCGAGGUCGAGAGAGCCCAGUGGGAAGUGGAGCGGGCGGAGCUGCAGGCUCAGAUUGCCUUCCUUCAGGGGGAAAGGAAAGGUCAAGAAAAUUUGAAGAAGGAUCUUGUGAGGAGAAUCAAGAUGCUGGAGUAUGCUCUUAAACAGGAAAGAGCUAAAUACCACAAGUUGAAAUAUGGAACAGAAUUGAAUCAGGGAGAUAUGAAGCCUCCAAGCUAUGACUCUGAUGAAGGUAAUGAAACAGAGGUGCAGCCACAACAAAACAGCCAGUUAAUGUGGAAACAAGGUCGACAACUACUCAGACAGUAUCUACAGGAGGUGGGUUACACAGAUACUAUUCUAGAUGUGAAAUCCAAACGAGUGCGAGCUUUGUUGGGCUUUUCAAGUGAUGUCACUGACAGGGAAGAUGACAAAAAUCAGGACUCAGUUAUAAAUGGCACAGAGGCUGAAGUUAAAGAGACAGCAAUGAUUGGAAAAUCUGAGUUAACAGAUUCUGCCUCCGUGCUGGAUAAUUUUAAAUUCCUUGAAAGUGCAGCUGCAGAUUUCAGUGAUGAAGAUGAAGAUGAUGACAUUGAUGGAAGAGAGAAAAGCAUCAUUGAUACUUCAACGAUUGUUAGGAAAAAAGUAUUGCCUGAUAGCAGUGAAGAUCGAGAUACAAAAGAAGCUCUAAAGGAGUUUGACUUUUUGGUUACAUCAGAAGAAGGAGACAAUGAAUCCAGAAGUGCAGGCGAUGGAACAGACUGGGAAAAGGAAGACCAGUGUCUCAUGCCUGAAGCUUGGAAUGUGGACCAGGGAGUAAUUACCAAACUCAAGGAACAAUACAAAAAGGAGAGAAAGGGGAAAAAGGGGGUGAAGAGAAAAACUACUGAAGAUCUGUUUCAGCCUCUAUCCUAUAUAAAACAAUCAAAACAGGGAUGUGGGAGAAUGCAGCAUCAAAGUACAGGGCCCAAUAGGUCAAAACUGCAAGAUAUGCUUGCUAAUUUGAGAGAUGUUGAUGAACUUCCCUCAUUGCAGCCAUCUGUGGGUUCACCUUCCAGACCCAGCAGCUCCAGGCUUCCUGAACAUGAAAUAAAUAGGGCAGAUGAAGUGGAAGCAUUGACGUUUCCUCCUUCUUCUGGGAAGUCAUUCAUCAUGGGAGCAGAUGAAGCCCUUGAAAGUGAACUGGGACUUGGAGAAUUGGCAGGCCUUACAGUGGCCAAUGAAGCAGACUCAUUAACUUAUGAUAUAACAAACAAUAAAGAUGCGUUGAGGAAGACAUGGAACCCUAAGUUUACAUUAAGAAGUCACUUUGAUGGCAUUAGAGCCCUUGCUUUCCACCCCAUUGAGCCUGUUUUGAUAACAGCAUCAGAGGAUCACACAUUAAAAAUGUGGAAUUUGCAGAAAACAGCCCCAGCCAAAAAGAGCACUUCUCUUGAUGUGGAGCCUAUCUAUACAUUCAGAGCUCAUAAAGGUCCAGUGCUUUGUGUGGUGAUGAGCAGCAAUGGUGAGCAGUGCUAUAGUGGCGGGACUGACGGACUGAUCCAGGGCUGGAACACCACCAACCCCAACAUCGAUCCCUAUGACUCUUACGAUCCUUCUGUUUUAAGAGGCCCUCUUCUAGGCCAUACCGAUGCAGUCUGGGGUUUGGCUUACAGCGCAGCGCACCAACGUUUGUUGUCCUGUUCAGCAGAUGGCACUCUCCGUUUAUGGAAUACAACCGAGGCUGCUCCAGCCCUGAGUGUAUUUAAUGAUAAUCAAGAAUUGGGAAUCCCUGCCUCUGUGGAUCUAGUGAGCAGUGACCCGAGCCAUAUGGUAGCAUCAUUCAGCAAAGGAUACACAAGCAUCUUUAACAUGGAAACACAACAACGCAUUCUCACUUUAGAAUCCAACCUAGAUUCAACAGCCACCUCUUCCUGCCAAAUAAAUAGAGUCAUCAGUCAUCCCACUCUUCCCAUCAGCAUCACUGCUCAUGAAGACAGGCAUAUCAAAUUCUAUGAUAACAAUACAGGCAAACUGAUCCACUCGAUGGUAGCCCACCUAGAAGCUGUUACAAGUUUAGCAGUUGAUCCAAAUGGCCUGUACUUAAUGUCUGGCAGUCAUGACUGUUCAAUACGUUUAUGGAACCUAGAAAGUAAGACGUGUAUCCAAGAGUUCACAGCUCAUCGGAAAAAGUUUGAAGAAUCAAUUCAUGAUGUAGCUUUCCACCCAUCCAAAUGCUAUAUAGCCAGUGCUGGGGCUGAUGCACUGGCUAAAGUCUUUGUAUGACACAAUGCAUCAUCUUCACCUUCUAGCUCUUUAUAAAUAAUCAACUGCACAAAAGAGAUACAGAAGACCGGGGCAAGAGUCAACCCAUCCAGCCCUUUUGUUCUGCUGAAGGAGCACAGAGAACAUUUGUUAAAGUAUAGUUUUGCAAUUCGUUUUCUAAAACUAAGGUUUGUUCAGGUUGCUGCAAGCUCAGCUGAAUCUGUGAGCCUGAAAACUUUAAAAUUUUUCCCAAAAUAGGAGCUUUUAUUUCUGAGGUUGUUCUAAUUCGCUAGGCAGGCCUGAGCGAAGAACAUAGGUUUAGCUUGCCCCUAUUGAGUAAAUAGGGCACAUUAUAAGGGAUAAUUAAAAAGGUUGAUGGCUGGGAAUGAGUAGAGGAAGAGUGGAAAUUUAGACCUAGUUCUCCCCUGAGAAAUCUUGUUAAACAUAUUAGGUAGUCAAAACAGUAAUCUUUAUCAUAUCUGCUGUACUAACCCCUAUGUGCAUAAUGACCAGGCAGUGUUAAAAUGCAUUUUUAAUUUAGCUCUCCUUUCAACUGUUCUCAUAAAGCACCUGGGAAAACAUUUUACCUAUUAGAGGGAAAAAAAGAAAUGCAAUAACAUGUUAAAUAUAUUAUUAUUCAGAAAUGCUAAACAAAUAUUUAGUUUUUAAGCAGAUUUCUAUAUUGUAUUACAUUUUUGAAAAUAGAUUUGGUACCAUUCUAAAGCUUAGCUGUCAGAAACACUCACCAUUAUGAAGAAUAGUUGAUAGAGUCUGCUUUUACUAAAAGAUUUAACUUAUUCAGGUUUAAGAUUCUGUUUAUUUUUAAUGGCAAGCAGGUCAUAUCUUUAUAAUAAUUUCUGUUAAUUUUAAAAUUCAUUUUAUUCAUGUGAUGUUUAUAGUACCAGAGUGAUUAUUUCCUAUCAAUGAAAUCUUACCUUUCAGUGGUUGAAAAGCUGGAAGUUAUUUGCAAGUACUUAUUUAUCAAAACCCACAUAACCAUGCUUCAGAUGAUCUCUACUGUUUCUUCUUUGUUUCUUACAUUCAAAUUAUCUGACACCUACCAAAAAUAGUUCAUAAUUAUUAUGUUUUAAUAGUCCAAAGGAUAUGGUUAACCUCAGGCAGCUGCUUUUGCAGAAGUACUAAAUAAAGCAAAUGUUUUGUGCCCCAGGAAUUCCCUUAUUAAUAUCUCCAAGAAGAAGAACCUCUUGGAAAUCUGGAUGAAAUAGUUUGGUGUAUAAUAUUGGCUAAAGCGUUCUGUCUUUCUUUCCCUCUCCCUACUCACCUCCAGUGUCUAAUUGGAAUACACAGCAUGUUUUAGUAGGCAGUGAAUCAAUACUGUUUCUGGGGAAAACCAUUCUUGAAGGACCAGGGUUCCCUGAGCGCACCUUACCUAUGACCCACAUAUGGUCAACUCUUGGGAUUUCCAUGACCCCACUGUCUGGACCCAGUAUAUAGACCUCAUCCCUACAACUGUCUCACCUCUCCUCACACUCUUUCUUAUUUGCCCAAAAUGUCAGAGACCAAUCUGGAAAUUAGAAAUAAGUUACUAAUACCCAAAUUUUCAGCAAAAUGUAUUUUUAAUAGGCUCUCAGACUUAAAAAAAGUCCAUAUCCAUAAAUAUUUAACCUUUUAAUAUAAUUCCUACAUUCCUAUGCCCAUGUAUUCCAUUAGCAUAACAAUGGCACUUCUGAUAAUAUGUACAUCUACUACUCCCUGAAGAAGUUUUAUCACGAUAGUGUCAAUAUUAAUCAACAGCUUUUCUUUAAAAUUUCUGCUUAUCUGCCUCUGGAAUUCUGUAGUAUACAGGCAAGUUUUCUUUAAAGACCUGUGUUAAAUUUGCCUAAUUGAUAUACAGAUAUGCUUUAAUAUUUUGACACAGCUACCUUGUCAUUUCAUCUGUGCUUUGGUUCACAGUGGGCUCAAGGGACUCCUUUGUGUAUUCAAAUGAUUUGACCUGGAUAUGAGCUACCAGUUAAAUGUUUAUAUUCCCAUGCAGGUAUAGAAUUCCACAUUGUGUUGGGCGAGUUCCUCUUUUGAUUGUUCACAAAGUAAAUAAAUGAUGUUGCUGACCUAACAUUUGUAGAAGGAUACUGGAAAAUUCCAGUCAGGUGCUCUUAAUUGGCAGAUUUGUGAUGGAUGACUACAGGCUAUUCUACCAAUUAUUGCUUUAAUUACUUUCCAAGGUCCGCAGUGCCUGCUUUCCUUCUGUCACUGAAAUUCUCAAAACCAAGCCACUCUCUUCACCUGCGUUUUAUGCCGCAUGGUUGAAAUGCAUUUUUCUGUUAGUAAGUAGAAAACAACCAUGAGAUAUGUAGACUGUAGUGCAAAUGAUGGAACUGUUGAAAGUUCCUUAGAAAGCCAGUGCUGUGCUCUUGGAGAUUGUACCCAAAAACAGAGAUUCUUCUCCACUAGCACUGUUAUGAUCUCAGUGUAGAAAUGAGGCAAAGCUGUCUUCCAACCAGAUAGAAGCAUAUGUAUGUGUCUGAAUUUUCCCUCAGUUUAUCAAAAAUUCAAUGAAAAUUGACAAAAUGAACAAAUUCCAGAUUUGAACAGUCACUGAAAUGCUGUCAUAGUGCUUCAUUUGUAAAUAUUUUGUAUGAAAUGUAUUGGAAUAGUAUGGAAAUCAGCAGGAGAUGUGGGUCCCUGCCUUAUCUUCACAUGCUAUGGAUACAUCUCUGGGAGCUUGCAGCACCCUUCUCAAAACUCAGCUGUCAUAUGGAGCUCAUUUGCUACUUGAACCAUAGACAGAUAUUUAACAUAAGUGAUAUAAUGACCUUCAGUAUUUUUCUAUUGAACAAGUUUAGCAAUUUUUGCCAUUAAACAGAUAAUUAGUUAUGCAAAGUAUUUAGCUUUUAUAAUCAUUUUAGUUAUGACUAAAAGGGGGGGAAUUGAGCUGCAUCACUGAUAACAAACUUUGUGAGAAAUUUUUUGUUUAUCUGACUUUCAUUCCUUCAGUAUUCUUGCUAUAAAUUUCUUUGGGAGAUGAUGAAGAUUUAUUUGAAAAUGUCUAAAAUGUAUGUAUAUUUUAUAAAUAUAUAUUAUAUAUAUUGUAGGAAUAUAUAUAAUAUAUAUAGACUAUAUAUAUAUAUAUAUAUAUAUAUAUAUAAAACCAUAGGUGCAUUUUACUGUUUUGUAUGUUCAUUUUUGGAGGUAGUGUACACAGCAGGUAAUGACGAAUAUGAUGAGUGUUGUGCUGUUUGCUUUUGCAGUAUAAUAUAUAGUUCUAAAUGUUUAAAUUACUGUAUAUACUAUAUUCAUUAUAGGCUAGCAUGCUUGUUUUAAAGACUGUCAUUCUAGUUUAUUAAAAUCUGAAUGUAAGAAAACCUGACUAUUCAAAUGUGAAUUGAAAAGUAUUCCAUUCUCAGUACUGAACUAUUUCCAUUGAACAUUCAGGAUUUUUGACAAAACAGAUAUCAUCAAGAAGGCAAUAGCUAGAGAAAGAGAGGUGCCUUUAAAAAAAAAAAAAAACAAAUGCAGCCUUACAGUGAGGAUGAGGAUUGAGUUUCUUUGUGGGGGAAGGGGUAUGAGAGCGAGAGAGAGGGAGAGAGAGAGAGAGUGUGUGUGUGUGUGUGUGUGUGUGUGUGUGUGUGUGUGUGUGUGAGUGUUUGCCAAUCUGUGAAGGUCCUGAUUUGUGACCAUCAAUGUCUUUUUAAUGUAUCUGUUCAACUUCUAGGACUUCAGGGGACAUUUCAUGCGCUGUCUUCGUGCUCUUCUGAGCACCAUAAGUACUUUCCAAGAAUUUUGAAUGUGAAUUCCUAGAAAUUUCAGUAGAGAAGAAAAUGGCUCUUCUUUCAUUGUAAGUCAAGUUCAGGUAGUAGGAGAAAUUAUUGAUUCACCAAAAUUAUGGGAUCUCAUGAACGUUGGCUAAGUAAAUGUAAUUUUUAAAGGCUCACUUUUUUAGCACUUCAUAUAUUUCCCCUUUACACAAGAGCAUGUCAUGAUUCUUAUGUGAUGAAGAUUCAACUAGUAAAAAUCAUUUUUAAUGAUUUUUAAACACCUGAACUAGUUAAAAUUCCACCUAAGAAUAGUAUUUAAAUGGCAUCUUUCAUAUCUACCUCUUUGUCAUUGCUGCCAUUUUUGACUCAAGCAAAUCUUUAUGACAUCUAAAAUAAUGGUUGGAUGCAAUUUAAAAAUCUGUGUUGGUGCUUUUCUCAGGCUUUGUCAUUUAAGUUAUAUUGAACAAAGAUGUCACAAAUCAGAUUGAAAGGCUUAGAAUUAAUUUUGAUUUUCUUUUGAAAGAACUGCUUAAAAUUUAUCGUCAAUGUUGAUAGUGAGUUGGAGAUAGUCUCUGGUUAGUAUAUGUCUGUGUGGUGCUUUCAGCCAAGAGCCAAACUGUUACUGAUUUACAUGGGAAAAGAGCUCUUAAGUAUAAUUUUCUUCAGCUUACUUUAUUCUUUGAAAGCUAUUUCAAGGCUAUUAAGUACCUAAUCAUUAAUUUUAUUUACUCAGAAGUUGCCUCUGUUACUGUGUUGUUUAGUUAUUUAUAUAAUUGCAUUAUUUUGUUUAACACUGGGAUUCAGGUUGUACAAAAGUAGUAGCUGACAGAAAUUGUAUGUAUAUUUUUCUGAAACGUAUCAAUUCCUUCAGUUCAUUUUAGAAGAAGGUCCAGAAAACUAACAUAUCUGUGUUUAAAAAACAAAGGACAGAUCAGGUCCUUGGUAGAUGAUUUGAAUCAUUCUACUUUUGCCACUGAAAGUUUUUUAAUUGGCUAUAUAUCCAUCAUCCAACUGGAUCUCAGUGUCAUUGUAAAGGAUGCCGGGUUCACAGAGUAUUAAACAGAUUGCAUCUUUUUUUUUUAAUCCAAAAAAAAAAAAGCGAAUAUAAAGCCAAACAGAGAUCUCUCGAUCCCACUUAUUUAUUCUAGGAGUAUUCCUGAAGUGGUGCUUAAGGGUCAGAAUUUUCUGGAUCUUUGCUAGCCAAGCUUUAGAUUUGAUUUAACUGGGACCACAUGCCUGUCAUCCCUUGGAUGCAAAUUAGAAAGUUCAUUUUAAUUUAUAUUAACUGUUAUGUCUGCCUGGGUUUUUAACAGGCUGUGAACCAGUGAGUGCCUUGUUAACGUAGAAUGAUUUUUCCCUGGUUGUGUGUUAGCUCCUCUCUGAAAAUGUCUUAGAGAAUGGUAUUUUAGUUGACUUGUAGAGAGCUGCUAAAUUUGGUGUCAUCAGCAAUCAGAAAGCCUUCAGUCUACCACAUUACCACCCUCCGUACUUUCUUUUCAUUGUUUGGCUGAAGUUUGCCUCUUGUGAGAAACAAAUACAACCCCCUUCUCCACACAGCUUUUUUCCAAUCCAGAUUAAGAGGUAUCCCCUAUACCUAUCCCAACUAUAUGAUCUAAUACCUGUUUUUAGGAGGAACCACUUCUGGUUUUGUAAUCCAGAAGGAUUACAAAUCCUGUAAUCUACUGGUUAUUUUAUGUCUUCUCCACUUCAGUUUACUAGAGCUGACCUCAGGGCAUCAUCAGUUCAGAUUCAUCAAUAACUCCUUUUCUCCACACCCCUUCACCCCUCCAACUGGUGAUCCCUGGGCCAGAUUGUUUGAUCUUCAGGUAUUUUAAAAUUUAGGUGUAAUAUCAAUUAAUGUAAAUUAAUCCAAAUGCUAAUUUUUGUGGUGCAAGAAGUUUCUUUUGUAAAUUCAGGGUAUGGAUAAGCUAAUUAAGAUAUCCUUUUUUGGUGGCUCUAAGUGUAUUAUUUGUUUUUAAAUAAAGUGUACAAAUAUAGAUAAUGUGCUAUAGGUGUCUCAUGAAUUGAAAUAUUUGUCAGAUUUGGAAUCUAGUGGGUUUGCAGUUAAAAUACUUUAAUACAACCUGAUUUUGUUUUGGGGGUUAGGUAGUAAAGGGGUGCAGAGAAAUAAAAGUGUAUUAGACAAAGUAGGUGUGAAUCCAAAGUAAUGAACCGAUCUUAAUUAUUGAUUGUAAGGAAGGUGGAGAAAUUUAUCAUUAUAGAGAGUUUGGGGCUUUGUAAAACCAGUAAAAUUAAAAUACCCCACACGAUUGGAUCAUGAUACUUUCAGGGACAUGUAUAUUUUUUUCUCAAGUGUUCAGUUACAUAAUUUAAAAAAUUACACAUACACAUAUAAAUUUAAUGUGCUUUUAUUUUUUCUUUGUUUGGCUACUUAACAGGCAAGCAUAAGCCUUCUACCCCUUGCUCCUUCAGAUCAACAUUAUUUUUCAAGGGCUUCUGCUCAGAACUCACUGUCUCUUUGUUCCAAUCUGGAGCCACAAUAAUAUAUAGAAUCUAAAAGGUACCGCUUCUGGUGUCCUUGAAACUAUCCACUGUUCUAUGAUGUUUCAUAUGCUGCUGUAGUAAUAAGUGUUCUAUUCUUUGGUAUGUACACAUUUUUCAGUAGUGUCAGAAAUGUCCCUUUUGUCCCUUGUAAUGAGAACUGAGACGUGAUUUGCUGGAGUUGUUUUAGAGUCAUCUAGCUCAGAAGGUCAAGAGGACUCCAGAAGUUUUUCAGGGAUUGAUGGACCCUCUGGGGUCAGCCCAGGUUCAGAAUGGUAUUCUAACCUGCUUUAGGUUUCCCAAGGGCACCACUGAGGUUUUGAAGGGUCCUAGGUUGUCCUGGCACUUAGAGUAUUCCCCAGGAACACCUGGAAAUCUGGUAGCAUCCAAUGCUAUAACCAUAACACAUCCCUCCACUUGUUACUUCUCAGUUACACCUGUCGUUUACAAUGAUGGGGACGCUCUAGCUCUGUGGAGAAGCACUGCCAUGCAACUUUGAAAAUUAGAUUCCAUAUUUUCUGAAACACAAAUUCUAAUUUAGUAUAUUUUGUAUACUUUCAAAACCAAACAAUCCAAAACCCACCAAAUGGAAAAUUACUCAUUUCAAGUUUCACUUAGAUCUUACAAAACCCUAAGCCCUUUCUUAUUCUUAGUUGUUAUUAGACUAAAGGUAAUGGUGUUUUUGGUCAGACUUGAAGAAGGAUCUGGCUAUUUGGGAGAAUAAAAUCUGCAAUAUCUUUCCUACUGGAAGGGUCUGUUUCAUAGAAAAUUCUCUCAUCCUUGGUUAUUUAGCCAUUCACCUUACAGGAAGACUGGUCCAGAUGCUAACUCCCUUUUGACUUUUCCUGUGUGCCUCUUUAAAGAGUUAAUUAAUCCAGUGAUAUAAAGGAGAACCCACAGCAAAACACCUGUUAAAUAGCACUUGGAGUACUAGAAUUAGUAUUAUUAAUUCACAUGCCAAAGUUUUUCAUGUCCUUAUAAGAUCCAGGGUGUGUAUCAGGUUCCCAAACUAUAACCUCAAACCAAAGAUAUUUUUGAAUUACCUCAUAUAACAGCAUCAUCAAAUUAAGGGUAAUGGUAGGGAAACCCAUCAUUCACAAAUGAGAAUUCCCAAACUGAAAAACUUUCUUUAAUUAAAAAAAAAAACUGCAUGCAUGGAAAGCAAAAUUUUAUGUUAAGCAUAUGUUGAGAAAAUAAGCAGCUUGUGGUUUAUAUAAAAUGUGUUGAAAUGUUAAUGUAUACGACAUCACCUACUCCUUCCUUAUGGAAGUGGGACCAAGGCAGUAAUUUUUCAGAAAUAAAUAAGAUUAACUUACCUUAAAGCA
This is a messenger RNA of Lagenorhynchus albirostris (white-beaked dolphin), 10040 nucleotides long. RefSeq names its product striatin (gene STRN). Gene Ontology annotation, molecular function: protein phosphatase 2A binding; protein-containing complex binding; calmodulin binding. Gene Ontology annotation, cellular component: dendrite. The record is from RefSeq and is a predicted model, not a curated record. The transcript is spliced from 19 exons. The coding region runs from base 89 to 2518 and encodes 809 amino acids. Lineage: Eukaryota; Metazoa; Chordata; Mammalia; Artiodactyla; Delphinidae.